ACAUAAAAAAUAAAUAAAUAAAAAUUGAAAAGAAAGAGAAAACAUAGUGUGGCUUUGCCUGGCCAGUUCGAAAUAAUAAAAUUGAUACAAGUAUUUGACCAAUGCUAAUGUUUUGAUUUAAUUUGGAUAUUGUUUUUUUUUUUUUUUGGUUUCUAUCAUUGGGGGAACUUGCUGAAAACCCUAGACAGAGGAACAAGGAAGAAGAAGAAGAAGAAGAAGAAAAAGAAUACGAAAGAAGUAAUCGACAAAUGGAUUUGGACCAGUGGAUCUCGAAGGUCAAGGAAGGCCAGCACCUUUUGGAGGACGAGCUUCAACUUCUCUGCGAAUACGUUAAAGAGAUUCUAAUUGAGGAAUCUAAUGUGCAACCUGUAAAUAGUCCAGUCACUGUUUGCGGUGAUAUUCAUGGUCAGUUCCACGAUCUCAUGAAACUUUUCCAAACUGGUGGCCAUGUCCCAGAGACCAAUUACAUAUUUAUGGGUGAUUUUGUUGAUCGAGGGUACAAUAGUCUUGAAGUUUUCACAAUUCUUUUGCUUCUUAAAGCUAGAUAUCCAGCAAACAUAACACUUUUGCGUGGAAACCAUGAAAGCAGGCAACUGACCCAGGUGUAUGGUUUUUAUGACGAGUGCCAGAGGAAGUAUGGAAACGCUAAUGCAUGGCGGUAUUGUACAGAUGUUUUUGAUUAUUUGACGCUCUCAGCAAUCAUAGAUGGCACUGUACUUUGCGUUCAUGGCGGUCUUUCUCCUGAUAUUCGAACUAUUGAUCAGAUAAGAGUAAUUGAGCGAAAUUGUGAAAUUCCUCAUGAGGGACCAUUUUGUGAUCUUAUGUGGAGUGAUCCUGAAGAUAUUGAAACGUGGGCAGUCAGUCCACGUGGAGCAGGUUGGCUCUUUGGAUCCAGAGUCACUUCUGAGUUUAACCACAUAAACAAUCUUGAUCUGGUCUGUCGAGCGCACCAGCUUGUACAAGAAGGUUUGAAGUACAUGUUCCAAGACAAAGGCCUUGUUACGGUCUGGUCUGCGCCCAAUUACUGUUACCGAUGCGGAAACGUGGCAUCUAUAUUGAGUUUUAAUGAGAAUAUGGAGAGAGAGGUGAAAUUUUUUACCGAAACAGAGGAGAAUAACCAGAUGAGAGGACCUAGGACAGGAGUUCCGUAUUUCUUAUAGUCAAUCAUUUGGAGCUAUAUAACCUGCAUUUACCUGUAUAAUUAUUCAACUGUCACUAUAGGUCGUUGCAAUUUGGAGCUUUACGUGUCUUCUUAUUCUUGUUUUUAAGAUUUUCCAUUCGGUUUAGUUUGCUUUUGAAAUUUACGUGGGCUGUGCAUUAGUUUCUGAUUCUCAUUCCAUUAUUAAUUCAUGCUUGUUUUAUUUCCUUUCCAA
Cannabis sativa is the source of this 1373-nucleotide messenger RNA. Its product is annotated as phytochrome-associated serine/threonine-protein phosphatase. Gene Ontology annotation, molecular function: protein serine/threonine phosphatase activity. The transcript has 10 exons. The record is from RefSeq and is a predicted model, not a curated record. Gene Ontology annotation, biological process: peptidyl-serine dephosphorylation. NCBI's taxonomy places the organism in Eukaryota, Viridiplantae, Streptophyta, Magnoliopsida, Rosales, Cannabaceae. Gene Ontology annotation, cellular component: cytoplasm. Bases 249 to 1160 code for a protein of 303 amino acids.